AUGCAAUCCCGCACGCUCGCCCUCUCCACCAAGCCGGGCGCGAGCCUGCGAUACUCCACCCUCCCCGCAUCGCCUGAACACGGACCCUUCUCCACCACCUUAUUCGUAUUCCUCAACGGCUUGCUGUUGCCCCGAUCCUCGUGGGUCGCCGCCAUCGACAGCCUUGCCGCAACCCGCUCGCGCCAGCAACGGCCGGUCCCGCACAUUCUGACGUAUGACCGCUACGGCCAGGGCGACUCCGAUCCGGAUCCCACGGAUGAUCCGCGCUCGCCCUACGGCCAUGACGCACGCUCAGUUGUUGCUGACUUGCACCGCUUCUUGGUCGAGGUCUGCGACAGCCAUCUGUCCACGACGCUGGAUCAUCUCAGCCUGGUGUUUGUCGCCAACUCCAUCGGCUGCCCUCUUGCACGACUCUACGCGGCAGAACACCCUGGCCGUGUCGCAGCCUGCCUGUUCCUCGACUCCAUGAUGGCCAACACGGACUUUGUGUCGCUUUUCCCCGACCCGGAUGUCCCAACCACGCUCCCUGCAGGAGUCACUGUUGACGAGCUUCGUAGGGCGAGGGAAGGGUAUAGACGCAUGUUCCAUCCGACUGUGCCCAAUCCGGAGCAUUUCGACAGGCGCAAUCUCCCUGCGCUACUACCAGAAGCACGCCACCCUCAGCUGCCUGCCGGCCCGGACGGCAAAGCUCCGUAUCUGGUCGUCGUCGGCCACGAUCCGGAUGAGUUUGCGGAACAGGGCGAGACGGUAUUCCCUACCCCGCGCCUCAGCAUGUGCAGCACCGUCAAAGAAGCACGGUCUGGAUUUGUUCAACGGUUUCGUAGCUAA
Molecule: messenger RNA, 828 nt
Organism: Lasiodiplodia theobromae
Lineage: Eukaryota; Fungi; Ascomycota; Dothideomycetes; Botryosphaeriales; Botryosphaeriaceae
Product: Alpha beta-hydrolase
Exons: 1
Coding region: 1-828 (275 amino acids)
Source: RefSeq, a predicted model, not a curated record